Messenger RNA from Aureobasidium subglaciale EXF-2481, 2449 nucleotides. RefSeq lists its product as uncharacterized. NCBI's taxonomy places the organism in Eukaryota, Fungi, Ascomycota, Dothideomycetes, Dothideales, Saccotheciaceae. The record is from RefSeq and is a predicted model, not a curated record. The transcript has a single exon. The coding region runs from base 432 to 2012 and encodes 526 amino acids.
GCCCACCCAUCCUCGUCCAUGUCAUCACGAUCAUCACAUGCAGUUUCCACGUCCUCCAACCCUGGGUGAAGACGAAUUUACUAUUGGAAGAUUCAACCUACGUUUUGGUUGGGAGCACGCAUAUCGGGAUCAGCAUGUCCUUUCAUAAACAUUACAUCGGGUACCUUGUCUUCUUUCGAAAGUAUCGACAGCCAGUUGGUGGUGGUCAAUCUACCCAGAGGGAAGGCACUACCACCGCAAACGCCAAGCAAGUCCAUCAAUCGCGCCCUCUUUGUCUGUGGUCUCGCGGGUCUGUCCUGUUUCACUUUGUUUCCUUCACUCCGAUGGGUUGAUCACCAAUUGUCGCGUCUUACUGCACAGUUGUUUCCUCCUUCGCGCCACCUCCUUCGGAGUGUCAACCACAUUGCAUUACAAUUCUCGCACGCCCCAACAUGGUACACUUACCCAACGAGCUGUGGCUCGAGAUCGCCAGCUAUCAUGUCGUGCCCGAGAUGGCAUGUACACACGCUUCCCGCCAAACACUCAUCGCCUUGUGCCUUGUGUCGAAACAGCUCUGUGCUGCCAUCCAGCCGCUGCUAUACCACGACUUCACCAAGUUCGCUCGACCGUCCGCUGCAUAUCGACUCGCUACCAAGGACUCGGAAUGGCUGCACAAGUACUAUCAGCGUGACAUCCGCACUUUUCGCACGGUCAGCAAGACGACUCGGCUCGAAAAGUUUUUUCGCACCUUGAUCAAUCGACCCGAUCUCGCUGCUGAGAUCAGGUAUCUUAGCAUCGAAGAGUUCCAUGACACCAACGCAAUACCAUACUGGUUCAAUGGCCUGUACGAUAAACUACCCUUGAAUCGCACAAUCUCAACCCUGUUCGCUCGUGCACUCAAAAAUUCAGCGGCAAUCGGCCUUCUGAGCCGUACACCUCAGAUCACCUGGGAUAAGCACCUUCGUGAUGGCAUCGAGGGUGUAGAGGUUGCUCUGCUGCUAAUCCUUGUACCGCAACUGCGCUCGUUGUCUCUUCAGUCGAUAGAGACUACAAUUGACUCUCACGUACAAGAGCUUUGCGAUACAGUCCUGGGGGCCGCUCCGCUAUACAGUCCUCUCAAACAACCGUCAAAAAUCCCGGUCGGAAAUCGCUCGCAGUUGCAGAGACCCCUCGAGAUCUUCCCUGUCCUGAGGUCUCUCAAGCUGCAAUCACGCUGUAAUAAAGAUUACCGUGACUCCCUACAGCUCCGCCACUGCCAGAACCUGCUUUCACUGCCUAAUUUCACACACUUCGUCGGAUCGUGCCUUCAAGACAGUCUUGACCCUCUGGGACAGCUCUCUUACCACUCAUUGGCCCAUCUCCGCCAUGUAGAGUUGAAGCACUGCAAAGCCAUUGGUCCAUGUCUGGAAGCAUUUUUGAGCCAAUGUACAGGACUCAGAUCGCUCAAGAUCGACUCUGACCACGCGUUCAGUCCAUGGGGAAAUAUACCUUCCAUCAGCACGAACUUCUUCACCAGUCUCCAGACAAUGACAAACACCCUUGAGCGUUUAAUUCUAAUGCUCCCCGAGUACGAAAACACCAACGUUCUAGAUCUAAGCGCCUUUGGACAACUCCAGUAUGUCGAAGUCGACAUGUCUUUGAUGAUUCGAGACGACUAUUCAUCUUGCAUCGACGAGCUACUACCGCCAGGCAUCCAGGAAUUGUAUGUUCGAAGAGCUGGGCAUGAAAUUGUCUCACAUCUGGAGUCCUUACUACCCUUCAGUGCCGACAAUCCACACUUGGCCGACCUCAACUCUGUGAGAAUCGCUUUGUGGGAUGAAGACGAUGAUGACCUCAUGAGUGAGCUCUCUGAGAUUGAAAUAAAGGCAAUGGACCAUAUGUUCAACUUCGAUUUCGAAAUCGAGGGUGUCUAUUCUCACUGGUGGGCUCAUCAUUACGAAACUGAUUCCGACCUUGAGUCGAAGCAAGACUCCGAGGACUUCGGUCCCGAACCAUUCCAAUCGGACUACGACGAAGAGGGCGACGGGAAUUGAUGCGACUCGAGGAAAGGACAAGAUAAAAACAAAGGGAUUCAAGCAGCGAGAGAAUGGAAAGGUGAUGAACAAGCUGAAGGGAGGAUACUGGCAAGAUGAGAGCGCUAUUCAGAAACUCAGCACUCUAUCUCUUUCAAAUAUCAUACCUCCCAGUGUGCAGAAUACCGUGACACCUCUCCUCCUGCUGAUCGAAGCAGGCAACGACGAGCCAUAGAGAGGCACAGUCAUAUCUAGUGUCGGUGAACCUAGCGCGGGGAGUCGUAAACACGAACUAUCUCGACGACAUCGUAGCAAGUUGAGAAAGGAUGGUGCUUUGAGGCAACUCUAAGUGUGACCGUGUUUCGCGCGGGGGGAGGCAGCAUAGACUAAAGACCACAUCUGCUCCGAAUAUGCAUGUUCUUUCCUACUAGCUAGAUAGUCGGCCACCUAUCUCCUCA